Molecule: messenger RNA, 543 nt
Organism: Ostertagia ostertagi
Lineage: Eukaryota; Metazoa; Nematoda; Chromadorea; Rhabditida; Trichostrongylidae
Source: the annotation of a GenBank genome assembly
AUGCCAAAUGGCCACAAAACAAGAACCGGAAAGAAAGUAAAACGCACAACACCGAAAUAUAAAAGGCAAACAUUGAAAGUACGCCGCGCUCAACUGGAAGCUUCGCAGUGGAAGUAUCUGAACGGCUACGAUAUGCCAUGUGAACUUCUGGCAAAGAAAAUGGCUGACAAAAAUCAGUACUACACACAGAACGCUGAAAUGAGAAGUCUCGGAUGCGCAAUGAUCAUGAUCUCGUUUGAUGACGAAGAUGGUGCUGUCGUAUUCAAAGUUGAUCCAGCUGGGUACUACCGUGGAAUGAAGGCUGUUAGGCUUUAUCUCGGUUCGCGCUUCGUCGUUUCUCGAAAGACGAUUAAAGAAGAAGCUCAGAUUAAUCCGAUGAGACGAUUCAACUUGCUAUCGAAGCCGCUUCAAAGCAGUCUUGGAAUCGAAACUCGCUCGAAGGAUCUCGAAGUGGUGGUGGUAUCGAAGAAGGAUCAAAGCUUCAAGAAACUGACGAAUGACCAAGUCGAUCAUCACCUCAAUGCUAUUGCGAACAGAGACUAA